This is a messenger RNA of Miscanthus lutarioriparius, 342 nucleotides long. NCBI's taxonomy places the organism in Eukaryota, Viridiplantae, Streptophyta, Magnoliopsida, Poales, Poaceae. The record is from the annotation of a GenBank genome assembly.
AUGGCCCGUUUUUGGGCACACUUCGUGGACAAUAAGCUCCUCAAGCCGUUCUGGUUGGCACACUGGACAGAGGGCAAGGCGCAGAAGGCUCUAGUGGAAGAGGCCAAGCAGAGCCUGGCGCUUCUGGAGGCGCAGCUCGACGGGAAGAGCGUGCUGGAGGAGGUGAAUGGAGUGACGGUGGUUGACGAAGAUGAGUACCCUGCUCUACGCCGGUGGUCCAAGGAGUACAAUUCCUGCGAAGCUCUGAAGCAGUGCGUCCCGGACAGAGACCGACUAGUCGUCUACUUCACUGAAAACAAGGAGAAGUACAAAACGCUGUCCAAUGCAAGGUUGCAGCAGUAA